AUGAGCGCUCCGCCUCUACAAGACCACCCUUUGGUGGGCAUGCCAACCCAUACGGGGGCUCAGGGUGGAACCGUUCCUUUCCCUAAGCGCAGCAUGCAUCUCCUCUCCCAGAGCCGUCUUAUUACCGACGGCACAGCCCAUCACUUCAUUCUUUGUUCGCCCGCAGAGGCGGUGGACAUGGCAGCGGUUCAGCGGCAGUGUUCUGUGUCCACUCCAAAGGGCGCAGAAGGAGUCACUCUCUAUCAUGUGCCACAUUCGGGGGGCUCGGGACGCCGGGUAGUUGCAGUUUCGGUUCCUAUUUCUCUUGCGGCGUCUUCAGUCUUGGCAAUGGAGCUUCUCAAGAAGCGUCUGUUUGCUUGGGAAGACGAGCUUAAUGCUUCAUUCGGAGCCAUGGAGGAGGACGAAGACCCUGCCGCAUCAGGCGAUGCAGCGGCAGGGAGACAGCAGGCUGCAGUAGCAGCCGCUGGUACUAACACAGCUGCCAGCGCCUCUGCAGUUCAGCCAGUGGGACACCAACAGGUAGCUCCUGCUUCUGGGAACGCAGUGGACGCUUCCGCGGGCGCAGCGGCUGGUGGAGCUCCCAUGCGGGCGCAUCCAGGGCCUAACACCGUGACAGCCCCACAAGGCGUGGGAGGAGCCCCCAGCCAGCCAAGCUCUGGGGGACAGCGGCCUACCUUAUUCAACCUGCUUGAGGCAUUGGCGAGUGACAGUGUUACGACCCCAGACCAGAGGAAUUCGAUCCGUGGCAUUGUUACGGAUUUCCUGAACCACGACCUACCCCAUUCGAAAGUAUACAGUUUCAUUGGGGCCGUUGUGGGCCACGAUGUGCUCCACACGAUUGUAAGGAAGCUGGAAAACGAACCCGGCAGACUUGGAGUUCCUGACGCGGGGGGUCUGGCGAGAAUAGAAAAAGCCUUUGGCCUUAGCAAAACGACGAACCAGCAACCAGCUCACAGUCCUCAACCCUCAGGGAGCGCCAGCAGCACGACGCCUCAUGGUGUUGUAGCAGGGGGGGCUCGUUCGUCAGUGGGCAUUCCCCAGGAUCAGCAGCAGGCGGCCAGCGGCGCUUUUGAUGGUGGGGCGUCAGGUCCAGGCCUGACGAGUAGAGAUGCCAUCCUCAGGGUGAUCAGACGCAACCUUGACUCAAGGCGGAUGCCCCCACAGAGCACAAAGGAUGUGUUCGAGAAAGUUCGUUGGCUGCCAGUCCGGCGCCCUCUGACUCCCGUCCCCGUUUUUGGGCACACGCUGAUAUCGUUCAGCAACAAGGCUAUAUUCUUUGGGGGGACGAACGAAAGAGGAGAAGGUGUAAGCUUUCGCAGUGCCUGCGUUAUUAACCUGAACUUCUUCUCAUCCCGCAUAUUUGUGUUCUGCGGAGAAUAUCCAUCUGAAAGAGACGGCCACAGCACAAACGGUCUUACCUUACAGCACAGCCCCGGUGUGAUUCUAUUCGGGGGUCUGUCGGGGAAUCACUUUUGCAAUGAUGUCUACAUUCUGGAGCUGGAUUUCAAGAGAUGGGUGCGGAAGCAUCCAGCUGGGCUGCCCCCAGCGCCGCGUGACCAGCAUGCGGCUUCGGUUUUCCCGGCCAAGACAGAGACAGGGAACUGGCGGGAUAGCAGUUCAGACAAUCUCUCGGAGUUCCUGUUUGUUUUCGGCGGGCGGACAGGUAACCCAAGCGUUUCAUUUCAUUGCUUGAAUGACAUGUGGGCUCUGCAUAUUCCGAGCAACACGUGGACUGAAGUUCGUGUGGGGGACACGAAGCCGCCUCCUCGAUACGGCUUCUCCAUGAUAUGGUCGGAAGAUCUUCAUUUGAGUUUGUUUGGAGGAGAGACGCACGGCGCCAACGGGAGGGUCUCCUGCCGAGAGAGAGUGUUGCUUGAAGACUUCUGGCAUUUCAAGAUUAAGGAUAUUGUGAAUGAGGCGCACUCUGGGCCUGUUGUUGUAGGAGAGUGGCAGCAGGAGAUCUACGAAGGGAAAAUAGGCCCACGCUCGCAUUACGCGGCGAUUUUCAUCACACAACGCUACCAGGAACCAAGGGCGGAGCCACGGACAAUCGAACGGCUCAUGCUGAUAACUAGUGGCGUCACAACAGUGAUGGAGGGUGGUAGAGCCCGCGCCACGGAGACGGACCAGAUUAGUGUGUACUUCUUUUCCAAAAAGCAGUGGUACACCGUUAAGCCCCGGUAUCCUGCGGAUUAUGUUGGGGAGCCUUUUGGUGCUAGACAGCGCCAUGUCGCCUGCUUUUUCGAGACCCACAACCCCCUUGCCAGGCCUACCCGCCCUCCCGUUCCGUGUUUGUUCAUUCACGGCGGGUUCCGGCGUCAUCAGGUGCUCGGAGACGCUUGGGUUUUGUCUCUCACCGGCGACGAUCCCUACAAGGGGCUAAUGGCUCAGGGAGGUCCAGGCGCGGUUUCCUGCCCGGUUGGGGGAGAGUCGCUACACUCGCAUCUUAUGGGUCACGGCAUAAACUCAAUGAGAAUGACACCCUCGUGGUAUCAACGGGACACCCACACCCCCGGCAUCCUUUGGGCACUGUGCAGCCAGCAGAGGUGGUUGAUGGGGGCCAUCGCACAGCUGGUAGACAACGCUAUGCACCCGUCUGUAGGCUGCCGCAACGUUUGGAUCAAGUUUGAAGAGACUCCCGACAAGGAUCCGAUGCUCUCUGUGCAAGACGACGGGCAGGGACUUGACUAUCCGGCAAUGAAUAAGCUGUUGCGCCUCUAUGGCAGCUUUGAGCCGGGAGAGCGUCGGCGAAAGGGAUACGAGUACGGCUGCGGCUUCAAGAUGGCCUACGGACGUAUUGCGUCGAGCUGUGCCAUAAUGUCCAGAACGCAAGGAACUAUUGGCAUAGGCAUGCUGUCUCUGGAACUUAUGGGCCACUGCGACGCUCGGGAAAUUGCGGCACCGAUGUGCAUGUGGCGUUUGCCGAACAAGGAGCUCAUCAAUAGGGACCCCAAUAACAUGGCAGAUCACCGGCACCAUCAGCGUUUGCUAAUGACUUACACUCCCUUCACAACCCCAUCGCUUUUGGCGGAGCAAAUAAACGUCCUGGGUACAAUGCCGGGGUCAAGGAUGGUGUUUUGGGACCUUAGAGAUGACCUGGAUUCCUUGGUGGUGGACCCGCGAGAUAACAUGAUGUACCUGUCGUCCGCUCCGGAUGUUCGUUUGCCAAGCCAGGGAAGAUGCGGUAGCUCCUUCGUGUCAAGGAACGGCGAGCUUGGGGGAUGUUCUUCCGAGGUCAAAACGGCGGACCAAACAAUCCCUUCUUCUGGGACACCUACAACGGACAGCAAACCAGCGGAUACACAUGUGGUACCGAAUGGAUUGGCCUCUGAAGGUUCGGGGAAUGCAAGCGACGAAAAACCACAGGCGAUUCGUGAUCCGUGUCGACCCCCAAUUGAUGAAGCUGCAGCAGCCAAUGCUCACGUAGGGCCAGAGAUGCUGGAUGUGGACGAAGAUGGGAAACCGCUUAACACUACUGUGCGGGCUGGCCCCAGCAAUACAGAAGAUGGAAAUUCAGGAGAAGGUGUAAAGUCAGAACAGCCAAAGGAAGCGGGGGGCGAGCGUGCUAGCCCUGCAGAUGCUCAAGGAGAGCAGGCCAAAAGCCAGAAGUCUUUGCCUCCGCAUUUCCCCCUGUGGACAACUGCGAGGCAUUCGCCGGACUACUGCUUAGCCACUUACUUAUUUUGGCUCAACUUGCAUGCACCAGCCACCAUCCACGUCCAGGGUGUCCCUCUUUCGCCGCAGGCGUUGAGCUAUGGUGGGCGGCAACGGGAGCCACGGGAGACCAAGGCUGCAGCUGAGGUGAUGGAAAGUACUGCUGAAACGCUCAUCAGUAAGGAGCAACAGGAGGCGGCAGAGUUGCAGGCAGAGGCAGCAAGUGGUCUCAUUGCAUCAAUAUCUCGGCCUCAAACAGCCUUGGCAGAGAAGCGGUCUGCUGACGGGGAGCUCAUGGCAGAUGGCAGUCCCGUGUCGCCUUCGUUGUACCUUUUCUUGAAGCAGCGUCUUUAUGCCCCGGCAGAACUUUCGUACCUUUUUACCCCAGCAGAUCACGAUGCCGGAUGUUUCGCGCUGAUGGGAUUUUUGAACGACCCAAUGGGAGAGUCAUCUCAGCCCAGGGUUUGUGAGGCAGGGGUUAUGCUGUACUUCAAGCAGCGACUCAUUCGAAAGUUGGAGUGCACGUUUCCAGACGCGCCGAAGUACAUUGAAGCAUCGAGAUACCCGCCGAGUGAGCGUCUAUUUGGGCAAGAUGGAGAGCCCCCGCAAAUAUGCCGAUAUGCUUUCACCGCGGUGAUAAAUGUCCCGGAGUGGAUGUUGCCUUCUUUGAACAAGCAAGAGUUUCUCCACGAGAACAACAAGCCGUACCUCAAAUUUAAGGCGAGAUGCCUAAAGCUAAUGCAGGAGUAUCUCUGUCGUUGCAGGAACCAACAGGCAUUAAACGCCUGGCUAGAACAGAGAGCGAAACGACUGAGCGAGUACCAAGAUACGCAGAGGCGCAACAGGCCGAAACGUCGCCUUAAUGAAGACCUAACAGAUGAAGAACAGCCUCGCCGUAGCCCAACUCCGCCGUUGACGCAUUCCAGCUCUGGAGCCCCCAUUUGGACGGGACAGCGAGGUAGUAAUGCAGGAUUUGCGGAGCAUGGACCUGCCGGAGCGAAACAGGCACAGGAAUCAGGUGGAGCUGAAGAUCCGCCGCCAUAUCAGAAUGACGGAGAAGCUGCAGGUGAAGACCCGAUGGUCGCAGCAGCCCCCGUCAAAAAGGGUGAGCUGGGCAACGACGAUAUGGCCCAGGACGGAACAGGGGCAAACGCAAGCGUGCCUGUCGCCAAUUUCACUGAGACUGAAGAGAAGGAGGCGAAGGAUGAAGGCGCCGGCGAUCUCACUGAAGACGCACCAGGGACAAACAAGUCGCAGGAACCUUGGACUCAGGAAGUCGCUCCUGCGGCAGACUGA
This is a messenger RNA of Eimeria acervulina, 4950 nucleotides long. RefSeq lists its product as hypothetical. The record is from RefSeq and is a predicted model, not a curated record. Lineage: Eukaryota; Apicomplexa; Conoidasida; Eucoccidiorida; Eimeriidae. The transcript has 15 exons. Gene Ontology annotation, molecular function: protein binding. The coding region runs from base 1 to 4950 and encodes 1649 amino acids.